This is a messenger RNA of Aedes aegypti (yellow fever mosquito), 1825 nucleotides long. It is a transcript of the gene Fkbp39, whose product is annotated as 46 kDa FK506-binding nuclear protein. NCBI's taxonomy places the organism in Eukaryota, Metazoa, Arthropoda, Insecta, Diptera, Culicidae. The transcript is spliced from 3 exons. Gene Ontology annotation, molecular function: macrolide binding; peptidyl-prolyl cis-trans isomerase activity. Bases 225 to 1361 code for a protein of 378 amino acids. The record is from RefSeq and is a predicted model, not a curated record. Gene Ontology annotation, cellular component: chromatin; nucleolus.
AAACCGAGCAGACCGAGCAGACAGACUUCAAACAAAACGAAAAGUGUGGUCGCCGAGUCAAGACCUCCCAAGAAAAAUCUCGCACCCGUAAUUUUCGUAUCGGAAGAAAACGCAAACCCAAAGUGGACACAGCUUCCGGCGCCCUGUUUCGGUUCCUAUUAAGUUUCGUUGUUUGUUGUUUUUGAAUAGUUUAUCCCGGUGAAAGUCGAAAAAAAUCAGAAAAAAUGUUUUGGGGACUCGUGUUGAAGGCGAACAAAAAGUACUCGCAAACGGUGCAGAAGGCGUUCCACCUGAGCCAGGCGGCCCUCGAUUUGUCCAAGUGCGGAGAUGGCGAUGUACAGGUUAUGUUAACCUCGGAGGACAGCACCUAUCUGUUGUGUACGCUGGGCAAGAAAACUCCGCAAGUGGCGCUGGAUCUGAACUUUGACGAGGGCGACCAGAUUAGCCUGAGCACCAAGGGCGAGGGCGUGGUCCACCUGACCGGAUAUCUGGUGCCGAGCGAGGAGGAUUUCUUCGGCGGGGAUGACGAUGAAGAGCUCGAGGAGGAGGAGGAAGUGGAGGACUCGCCACAGAAGGGAAAGGGCAAGGAACGCAUCGCCAAGAAGGUCGCCCAGAAAGUGAACGCCAAGGAAGUCCAGCUGGAGGAAGAUGGCGAGGAGGACGAUCUGGAUGAGACGUUCGAACCCCCGAAGGGUGCUGCCAAGAAGGCCGGUGCUGCGGAGGAAGAGGAAGACUCCGACGACGACGAUGAUGAGGAUGACGAUGACGAUGAGGACGAUGAUGAAGACAUGGAAGACAGCAAAUUGGACGGAGAAGCGGACAGCGACGACGACGAUGAAGAUGACGAUGAUGAAGACGAGGAUGAGGAUGAUGAUGACGAGGAGGACGAAUCCGAAGACGAACAACCGAAAGCCAAGGUUGCUAAAGUGGAAAAGAAGGGCUCCAAGCAGAACGGCGUCGAAAAUGGCAAAGCUUCUCCCAAGGAACUGAAGAAGGAUGGCCAACAGCAGCAGGAAGCUAAGACACGCACCCUCCAGGGUGGACUGGUCGUGGAAGACCUCAAAGUUGGCGGUGGCCCAGAAGCCAAGCCAGGCAAGAAGAUUGCCGUCUACUACGAAGGUCGCCUGAAGAAGAACAACAAGGUGUUCGAUUCGACCAACAAGGGACCCGGCUUCAAGUUCGCCCUUGGCCGCGGAGAAGUCAUCAAGGGAUGGGAUUUGGGAGUGUCCGGAAUGAAGGUCGGAGGCAAGCGACGAUUGACCGUGCCCCACCAGUUGGCCUACGGAACCCGAGGAAGCCCCCCGGUGAUCCCCCCGAACAGCACUCUGGUCUUCGACGUGGAGCUGAAAAACGUCUUCUAAAAGAGCAUUUAGCCUCAUCCUAAAUAAUUAUAAAUAAUUUAGAACACGAUAAGGUACAACUACACUAAUAACCACAACACAAAACAAAAACACGAGCAGUUCCGAUAAAACUGACCGCUGGUAUAAUCUUAGCCAUUAAAGGGUACGAAUUGUAAACUAGGAUUAGAAAACCAACGAUACAUUCACCUUACCAUAGGAGGAACUACCCGCAAAGGUACCCAGAAAGCCACCCGGUGUUAACCUGUACAAAGUGAUCCACACAAUUUCCCCCCAAACAGUUUCAACAUCCAUUCUUCUGAUCCGGGUUAUUGCUUCUUUUUGUUGUAAAAAGGUUGCAUUAACUAACGCGCGUUUGUUCGCAACAUUCUUCGUUCCGGAGUGUGUGUGUUAGCAGAGACUAUAUUAACAAAAAAAAAAAACCGAAACACGAUUGAAAGUGAGUCAAUAAAGUUUGUGUAAAAAUA